Molecule: messenger RNA, 819 nt
Organism: Ascochyta rabiei
Lineage: Eukaryota; Fungi; Ascomycota; Dothideomycetes; Pleosporales; Didymellaceae
Exons: 2
Coding region: 1-819 (272 amino acids)
Molecular function (GO): acyltransferase activity, transferring groups other than amino-acyl groups
Source: RefSeq, a predicted model, not a curated record
AUGGACUUCUACUAUCCCAGCCCACCGAAAGGUUGCAACCACAGCGAUGCGACGUUUAAGCCAGCCUCAAGCGUUAUGUUACGUACCUUGCACACCACUAUCUGCGUGCAGGCCCUUCUUCUUGGGCAGUUGGGCUUCGCGAAAGGCGAUCAACAAGUCCUCGGUCCCCAAGGACGACUCCGCAAUGCCUCGCUCGCUGACGCAGACAACAUAGCAACUAUUGUCAUUGCUGCCUUCGAACCGUUGCCGAGUUGGCAAUAUCUGUACUAUUUUCGGCAUUCCUUCCCGCAAGCACAUCGAGAAUGCGUCCGCUUCGGUAUAACGCAGAUGCUCUCCCACCCCGAUUCAAAGACAGAAGUAAUCGAGGCACCGCAUGGCAGCAAGAUCCCUCUUGUCGCAGUGGCUGCAUGGCGACAGAGUCACUUUGCUCAUGGACCUGUUCUGCGGAACGCACCUGAGGGAUGUUUCAAGAGCAUGAAUAUUACCCGUGCAAUUGACUGGGAGCGCAAAUUCAAUGCCGCAGAGCGGGAGUUCGUUCAAGAUGUCUUUGGCAAGCAACAAGUAUACCUUUUCGAACUUGCUACGCAUCCAGACUACCAGUCAAAAGGUGCAGGAACGAGGCUUGUCGAGAUAGGGGUCGAAAGGGGCAGAAGAGAAGGUGUCAAUGUCACUCUGAUUGCGCAGCCUACUGCGGAAGGUUUUUAUCUAAAGAGGGGGUUCAAGGAGAUCAGAAAUAUCAGUAUCGAGUCCGUGGACAGGAAUGAGGAGUUUGAGUUCAAUGUCAUGGCGUAUGACCUUGAUACAAACCUUCUGGAGUAG